GUGUGGAUUAGAGCAGUAGAAGUUUAGCGGAGCGGCUGGAGGAGAAACUGCAGCAGAGGAUCAGCAGAUUUACAGCUUUAACCGCACCUCCAGGAAGCGUCCGAGAGAUCAGCUGAAAUACCAACACUCACACAGUCACUGCUCCAUCCUGCCCUGAGCUGCUGACCACUCCGUCCUCCAGCGCUCCGGCUCCAUAUUCCACACUGCAGAGAGAGAGAUAACCGCAGAGAUAAUGCAGCGCAUCACCUCGUUCCUCGUUCUGCUGAUGUUCCUCAGCACCACGGCCUCAGAUUCGGCCUCCAUAUGCACAACAAAAGGGAUUUACGGAUCCGAAACCGAGGACAUUACUGUAGAGGACAUAACGGAGGGCUGCUGGACGAGCUUCCAAACGAAGGACAAGAAAGAAGUGCACAUCAUCAACCUGCAGAUCUCACAGCCGCUUGAACAUGCCAUGCUGAGCUUAAUUUCAGAAGUUCCAGCCAUCGUGAUCUUCACCAGUACAUGUAAGAACAGGAUGUACGGAAACGUCGGCAAGCCUGAGUCAAGCCUGAGCCUUUACGUAACUGAGGGAACCUCUCUGAGCUUCCCAAUGAGAAACCAUUCCAGCGCCCCCAGUUUAAAAGGCAGUGAGCUGGUGAAGUGGGCGAAGCAGGAGUUUGGAGGAGUAACCUCGUUUACCACAGUACAGGAUCCAAUAACCGUCAAACUCACACAGACCAAAGGGACGUCACUGCCUUCAACCUGUGAGCUGAAGAAGGGAUCUCAGAAGAAGAACGCCGCAGUUCAAGUAGAGUCUGAAGAGAAAGCAGUGCAGUUCUGCUCGACCGGGAGUCCUCUGGACGAGCUGCACAUUAUCAAUAUUCCUGAUCAGUUUAAUGUCGGUGAGGUCACAGUGGAGGUGGAGCCUUCAGACGUCAGACUGGUGUUGAGGGGUCCUGCUGGAACUCAAUGGAAGGUCAAAGCUAACAACGCCAAUCUAUUGUCCAAUAAUCAGGCCCAGAUUAACGGAUUGAACGUUCCAUCGAGAAGGAACAUCUCGGACGCGGUGAGCAACAUCCUGCAGCAGGUUCUCUUAACCUACAGCGAUAAAUCCAUCAGCAGCUACACCGAGAUCCACCUCAACAGCCCCGCCCUCAAACUGAGGAUUAAACAGCGGCAGACCCCCACAGUUACAGAACAAGCUUCAGAGCUGAGUACGACUUCUCGUCCAUCUGCUGUGGAUAUGCAGCUCUUCACCUCCUCAGACUACUCAUCCUCACUGGACCCCAGCACCAAAGUUCAGCCCAACAAGAGGAUCUACGCCGAGGUGUUCUCCAGUGUGUUUACCGGGGGGUGGGUUCUGACUAUCCGAGUGAAGGAGUGCUCAGUGCGCUCUAAAGGUCUUCAGCCGCUGGUGAGGAAAUUACCCAUAAAGCCGGAGUCCUGCCGCCCCACAGGCUGCCACAACAACGCCCGCUUCAGCUUCAGCUUCGACUCGCUGCAGGACCCGCCCUCCAACUCCAACAGCUGGGAUCUGGAGUGCAACAUCAUCUUCUGCCACGACCAAGGAGGGUACUGUUCAGUGCCUCAACCGGUGAAGACGAGCCUGCAGGUCACCCACUCCUACACUCCACCACAAAAUACGUGCUUUCAGUUCGGCCUGCCGUCGGUUCUGGGCAUCGCGUUCGGAGGAUUUCUGAUCGGGGUUCUGCUCAUCGGCGCCCUCUGGUUCAUCAAGAUCCGAACAGGAUAUCCUGCUGCUCUGGGUAUAGGCUCUACAGGGACCCUCCUCUCAGGAUGUCCCUGUACUCUGAACAAGCGCCAGCCGGUGCCAACUAACCCCUCACCCUCUGAGAACAGCAGUGCCAACGGCAGCAUGGGCAGCACCCAGAGCACACCCACCAGCAGCAUGGCCUGAUCUGAGCCGUACCACCAAGCCUGCUGUCUCUGCCCUGCUGUUUCGUCCUUAUCGCCCUUGUCCCCCUUGUCCCCCUCGUCCCCUUUGUCCUCUUCAACCUCCCCAACCUCCUCAACCUCCUCGUCCUCGUAUCUCUCGACCAGAACACUGUAGCACCUGUGGAUUGGGUUCAGGGUUUUGGGGGGCAGCAGGGGGUUAACCUGAACCGAGACGUUUAACUCCCGCCUCUCCAGCCACCCAGCAACAGGAAGUCAGCAGGGAAAAAAAAAAAGAAAAGGCUCCCGAGACAGGAAAAACAAAGCAUAUCUCCCAAGAACUAACAGGAAAUUCGCCGCAUUCUUCGCAACAGAUUGCGCCUCUCGGACGGAGGCACAAUAAGAUUCCACGACUUCAAGGUCGACUCAGGGGAGCCUUAAAACGAUGGACCGUUCGUUUCGCCCCUCUGUCACCGUCCAAUUACAGCCCGGCCAAUCAGCCUGAGCCUUGCACAUGCAGGGGGCGGCCCACCCCGAGACCACCCGUCCAUUCAAAAAGGGUUAAACAGCCCAGCGUUGAAGAGUCCACCAAUAAACCAAUAAACAGAGUUUUUAGUGCAUGGUUUUGUAAAACUACAUUAAAGAAUGGCUGCCCCUCAAACACUUAAGGAAAACUUUGGGAAAAGGCUACCUCUUAAUUUAUGUAGGCAAAAAAAAGUAGUUGUUCCUUUUCUUACCGUUUUUCUGUGAAAUGCAUCAUAUUUGAAAUCAUAUUUUGCUACAGGAAUAUGUAUCGUGCCGUUUUUUUUUUUUUUUUUUUGAUGCAUUGCAUUGUGCAAACGUCUGAAAGAACCCUUAAUUUACUGUAUGAAAUUUCCAGUCAAAACAGCUGUCAAAAAAGUAAAUCUGUUAAACAUGGUGGUGGGAGUAUUCUUACAUAUGGAGCUAGAUCAUUCCAUAGAGCAUUCCAUCCUGGCCAAGAUCAAAAGCAUCCAACAUCAUCUGUUAAACAUGGUGGUGGGAGUAUUCCUAAAUAUGUAGCUAGAUAAUUCCUUAAAUCCUGGCGAAGAUCAAAAGCAUCCCACCUUAUCUGAUAAACAUGGUGGUGGGAGUGUUAUGAAAUCUAUAGGUAUAAUGUAUCAUAUCUUCUGGCCAAGAUCAAAAGCAUACCAAAGAAGUCAAUCUGCUAAACAUGGUGGUGGGAGUGUUCUUAAAUCUGCUGGUAGAUAUUUCCACCCAUUCUUCCCAAGAUCAAAAGCAUCCCACCUCAUCUGUUAAACAUGGUGGUGGGAGUGUUCUGAAAUCUACUGGUAGAUCAUUUCAUUGGUUAAUAUUUAAACCAUUCCACCUCAUAUGUUAAACAUGGUGGUGGGAGUCUUCUGAAAUGUAUAGAAAGAUCUUUUCAUACUUCCAGGUCAGUAUUCAAACCAUUCCACCAAGUAAAUCUGUUAAACGUGGUGGUGGGAGUGUUCUUAAAUCUGCUAAUAGAGCUUUCUACAACUCCUACUCAAGAUCCAAUGCAUACCAAAGAAGUCAAUCUGUUAAACAUGGUGGUGGGAGUAUUAUGACAUCCACUGGUAGAUCUUUUCAUUGGUCAAUACUUAAACCAUUUUACCUCGUCUGUUAAACAUGGUGGAGGGAGUAUUCUGAAAUCUACAGGUAGAUCAUAUUAUAUCUCCUGCAUACCAAAUAUGUCAAUCUGUUAAACAUGGUGGUGGGAGUAUUCUUAAAUAUGUAGCUAGAUAAUUCCUUACAUCCUGGCCAAGAUCAAAAGCAUUCCACCUUAUCUGUUAAACAUGGUGGUGGGAGUAUUCUUAACACGUGCAUCAAGAUCAUCAACAUCAACAGUGGUGGUGGUUCAUCAGGUCUUGCAGAAGGUUGCUAGGGCCUUGCCACGUAAUUUUAAAUAUAUAUAUAUACUGUAAAAUUUUAGUUUUAGAAGUGGAUUGUCAAUUAUUUUUAUAGAUAUCAGUUUUGAACGGUUUUGAUUAGAAAUAUAGAAAUAAAUGAAGGGUUCUCUCAGAUUUAUACUGUAAAUUACUGUACAGUCUGACUCAGAAACAGAUAUACAUGUUUUAAAUCUAAUUAAAAGAAAAAAAAAAUGUUAAAUGUUUUUAUCUCAAUUUUAUGUGCUUAUUCUGUAUCAUAUGGUCAGUUAUCAUAGUCUAUUGUUUUAAAUUACAUCUGUUUAGCAUGGAUGGAUUGAUAGAUGGAUGGAUGGAUAGAUUUCCACACAUAACAGACAGCAAUAACAAAAUUGCAAUGCAAAAAUAUAUUAAAAAAAUAUAUUAACUUUAAUAACUUUAAUAUAACAGAAAUCAAUGAUUUAACAUGUAACAAUAAUAAUAAUGAUAAUAAUGCCCCCUUGGUGUCCAGGAUUCGAGUCAAAUACAUAAAAAGGUUAGAUUUUUUGUUUUUAAAGCAGCAAAAACAAUGUAAAAUUAAGUUUUAAGCCUAAAAUUGUCUGCAUUGUGAAAAUACUAAAAAAUAUAAAUUGUACAGCUAGUAUAGUAUUUCCAUUUUCAAAUAAAGAAUUUCUACAAAUAUUUACCUUAAUAUUUCAAGUAUUUUUAAAGUUUUAGUGAAACAAAAAAAUUGCAGUGAAUUUUGAGUGCUUUAUAGUCUCUAAAUGCAUAAAAAAAAUAUAUAUAUAUAUAUAUAUAUAAAUUUUUUCCCAUUAAAACUGACCAUAUAGUACAGAUAUAAAACUCAGAGAUUAGGAUAAAAUACAUUAUACUAUUACUUUAAGGUUUUUGGAAUCAAAAAUGAAAAAACAUUCAUAUAAAAAUUUAGAUGAUCAGUCCUCCUGGUGAUUGUGUAAUUUUUUGCUAUGUCCAGAUUAGCCGUAAUUGCUAUAAUCCUCCUAUGUAUGUUUAUAAUGUUUAUAAUAGUAAGCCGGACUUCGUUAUGUAAAUGACUGUACGCGGUUGCACCGCACCAGUGAACCCAGUAUAAACUGUGUGUAUAAAUGUAAAAUGUGUUCUUUAAUUUUUUUGGAAAUUUUCUUGUGACCUUUAUAAAUAUUUUGCUUUUAUGAAAUAUGCUUUAAAAAUGAGAAAUAAAUCAUCUGUGUUAAUUAAUCAACUCUAAUAAACGUUUCCUCACUGUUGUAAGAAAACCUCGAAAAUUCAAUUAAAAAUUAUUUAAAAAUAAAUAAAAUAAUUCUAUCUUUAUUUUAAUUUAGAUGUAGUUUGAGGAUGACACAUAUUUUUGUAGUAUAGCUGAAGUUUUUAAUUUAGAAAGAAAUUAAAAAAAAUAAUAAUAAUAUUUGAUCCAAAGUAGAGGAACAUAUGAGCAAAUAAAACAAAGGGAAAACGUAAAUCUGUUAAACAUGGUGGUGGGAGUAAAUCUGAGAAAAUUACAAAUAUAACAAAAGAAAAGGGAAAAAAAUUAAAAAAGACAAAAUUAAGAAAGCCUAAAUUGAGCAAAUUGAUUUUUUUUGGUGAAAUAAGUGAAGAAAAAAAAUAGAAAUAAAAAAACUAAAGGAAAUAAAUAAAAGUUAGGACACAAAAAGUUAGAGAUGUUAUGAUUAUAUAAAAGUAUGAAUACACAAAUUAUUAAUUUUGUAAAAUGACUUUUAAACUUUAUAAUGAAGCAUAAAAUGAAAGUCAGAUUAAUUAAAUACAAAAGAGAUUUUUUAAAUCAAUUUUAAAUAAAAAAGGGAAAUUUCCGUUAUUUUUAGUAACUUAAAAAAAAAAACUUUAAUGGGGUUUUUCAUGUGAAUUAAGUACUUUAUGAGGCCAAAAAAAUAUGUUUCUAUAUAUUUUCUAAAUAAACACUUUUUAGCACAUUAAAUAUAUAUAUAUUUUUUUGUACUGGUUCAUUAAUGUUUUAAUAAACAUGUAAAGGCAACUGCUGUUAAAAAAUGUUAAAAAUGUAAAGAAAAUUUUUAAAAAAAUGUUUAAAAAAUGUGAGGUUCUCUUACAACAGUGAUGAUAUGUGAUUGUGAUUGAGCUUGUUAUUAUACUGUAUUUUAUUUUUUGUAUUUUUUCCUUUUUGAUUACAGCUUUAUAAAUACUGAUCAGGGAAUUGAUCGGUUUCCUUAAAAGCAUUUUUAAAAUCUGCUUUUAGAUAAAAAACCAAACCCAGAUCUGUUAAACCAAGUAACCUAAACCAAGUAUCUCCUCAUCGUGUAGCGUUAUAGCAAUAAUUAAGAGAUUAUUUGUGAAUUUUAUGACAAUUUUUUGAAGAACAUUUUUUUGGUCUAAUUUUAUAUUAAGUGUCUGUAAUAACUGUGUAGUUACAUGUUAAUAAUAUGUGUAAUAACAGCAUAAAUACUGAAUUAGAGAUAAUUACAUUAAUUACAGUAGUGCAAGAUGAGUUUUUGUGUAAUUACACGUGUAUCAAUUUCAAUUUUGAUUUAUUAUCCAAUUACAUAAUAAAAAACAGGUAAAACAGCAACAUACAGUUAUUCUCGGCUUAUAACACAUUUAUAAACUAUAAUAUAUAAUAAUACAAUACAUUUUACAAAUAUUGAGAUAUAUGUUUGUGUAAUUAUGUAAGUAGAAAAAAUAUUAACAAACAGUUGCUACAGAAAACAAGAAAACAGUAGUGAUAUUGUUAUUACACUGAUUAUUAAUGUGUAAUAAUGCAGUUAUUAACAGACACAUUCUAUAAAUUGGGACUAUAUGUUUCUUUCAAUAUUUUAUUUUUAUUUUUUGUGUAUAGCUGUGUAUAAAAUUGUAUUCAGAAGGUCAAAAAAAUGUGUUUUAUCAUGAUUUUGGAGAAAAAAAUGCCACUUGAGCAUGUGUGCAAUACUCUGUUUUACUGUUUUUAUCUUUAUUUUGGUCACAAAAAUCUUUAUGUAUGUUUUUAUUUUUACGUUGGCUUUGAUCGAUCCAUAUCAUAUCAGUUUUUUGUAUUUUAUAUCUGAUUUCUGAACAGUGUUUUUCUCUGGAGCAUCCCAAGUAAAAUCACCAGUGUUUAAUUAACCCAUUUAAAGUGUAAUAAAUAUAUACAGCUCUGGAAAAAAAAUAAGAA
Messenger RNA from Astyanax mexicanus (Mexican tetra), 6852 nucleotides. It is a transcript of the gene eng, whose product is annotated as endoglin. The transcript is spliced from 14 exons. Lineage: Eukaryota; Metazoa; Chordata; Actinopteri; Characiformes; Acestrorhamphidae. The record is from RefSeq and is a predicted model, not a curated record. Bases 233 to 1897 code for a protein of 554 amino acids.